CAAAUUUGUGCGGUUGCGCUUUUAUUGUGAAAUGCAAUAGAACCGGAAGUUGUCCCUUGUCAUAUUAGCUCGACUAGCAAUGGACCGGUCUGGAGAAACGGUGUGGAGGACACCCCGGGUAUGUGAUGACUACUGGAGUGAAUUCAGACAUUGUAAAAGCUUUUGGAAUCGUUUUCACAAUUAUUACGCUUUCGGUGCCGCCCCAUCCUGCCAGCAGUGGAAAGAGGACUACAAUAACUGCAUAGAGUGGGAGAAAUACAGAAGUGCUGCUGCCAAGGAAGCCUUGCAGACAAGUGAGAGGAACAGAGUGGCAGAGCAGACAAAGUUCACCCCAUUGUGGAAACUGAGGCAAGGCCCUCCAAAAGACUGGCACCUGCCUCUGAACCAGGGAAAGCCUGAGGACUCAUGAACUGUCAUAAUUAACCUGCUGUGGCCAAAACAAAGUGAAAUGAAGACAUUGAUAUUCUUGUCAAUGAUGGACUUAGUGAAAUUGUUAAGAGCCACAUGCUGGAGAGAUUGUACAUCAUUCAUUUCCAUCCCAAGUUCUAUUCAGGGAGCUGCUACAUGAAAACUCAUGGCAGCAGCAUCUAGUGGUCGAUAAUGAGGAUGACAGCGUGUUUUCAACCAGUGAAUUAUAAUAUAUAAGGAAGUGUUGUUUCUUGCCAACUGAAGCACAACUACAAAUGCCUUGUUUUACGAAAGAAAAAGGCGAUAUUGGCUCAAAGUAAUGAAGGAUCUGUUGUGCAUAGUUGUGAUAUGGGUUAAACUCACAACGGGUCAGAUUUUGUCAGCAUCACACAGGAGAGUUGGCCCUUGUAAGCUUGUCAGCAAUUCACAGUAACAUUGAACACAUUGUCAACCAAGGUAAAUGUGGGUAUUUGACAUAGUAGACACUCCUCUGUGAUUAUGUGAUUACAUACAACAUUAUCGAUGGAUUAUCUGUCAGAAUUCAAAU
Molecule: messenger RNA, 955 nt
Organism: Acanthopagrus latus (yellowfin seabream)
Lineage: Eukaryota; Metazoa; Chordata; Actinopteri; Spariformes; Sparidae
Gene: c5h22orf39
Product: chromosome 5 C22orf39 homolog
Exons: 3
Coding region: 80-409 (109 amino acids)
Source: RefSeq, a predicted model, not a curated record